This is a messenger RNA of Closterium sp. Naga37s-1, 2645 nucleotides long. The record is from the annotation of a GenBank genome assembly. NCBI's taxonomy places the organism in Eukaryota, Viridiplantae, Streptophyta, Zygnematophyceae, Desmidiales, Closteriaceae.
AUGCCCCCUUCCAGGGAUACUGGGGCCCUCGAUUGCAUCCAUCCUGCGCUGCCGGUUGAACCGUUAGAUGGCAAGCAUCGGUGCCACCUGCUGCCAUCACCAUCGCCCCUCAUUCACCCAUGCGCGACCCGCCCCAUCUCCUCGCUCACACCACACCCCUCGAUACCUCCGUCCGCUCGCCGCGCCGACAUGCCCGCCGCCCUCUCCGCCUGGGUGUGCCUCGCGCUCAACGUCACCGCCGCUUGCCACCUCCUGCUGCUUCCCCCGCGCGGCUCCCUUCCCCCCGCCGCGCAUUCCCGCGCGUCGAAUACCGGCCAAUCAGACGCGGGCAAUGAAGGUGACCCGCGGGUUGACUUGGGAGGCCGCAGCAGGCUACAGGGGGAGCUGGCGGCAGUGGGCGCAAGCUGGGGGGAAGCGGAAGGGGGGAGGCGGAGAGGGAGAGGGGGGCCGGUGGGGAAGCAGCAGCAGAGGGAUGGCGGGGAGCAAGGAGGCAGGGGGAGCAGAGCGCAGGAAGAGCAAGGGGGGCGCACCGUUGAGAGCGAGGCGGGUGGAGGGGUGGUGUGGGCGGAUGGGACGUGCGCCCAGCUGUUCCUCCUGGAAGGUACAUGCCUACGCGCCCUCUCACUAGCUCACCAGCACGCCAUGCAUGCCGGUGUCAACACCCCUUUCACCUCCUCCGUGCCGCAUAGGCCCUCGCCCCACUCCAUGCUGUUCCACACUCUUCCCCAUCAUCACCCCCUCCAGCCGCUACCAACCGCUCGUCAUAUCAGCUACAGCCACACUCAUUCCCCCCGACGCCUUUCACUGCGCCCCCACACGUUGCUGACACCCAGGAGAUCGCACUGCUGCGGCGAGCAGUGCAGGGGUCACCUGGGGAUAUUUCUCUGCUGUUCCAACGAGGCGCAGGCGCUACUGGAAGCGGGGCGGUGUGGGGAGGCGGUGGGGGAGCUACAGGCGGUGGUGGCGGCGCAGGGGCAGUACUGGCAGGUGCGCGUGGUGCUGGGGCAGGCGCUCCUGGUGGCGGGGCACGCCCAGGAGGCCGACUCCACUCUGCAGGCUGUCCUGGCCAUGGAUGCACGUACUGUGCUCCCCCCUGUCCCUGCUCUGCACUGCUCUGCUGUGCUGCUCUGUGCUCUGCUGUGCUGCUCUGUGCUCUGCUGUGCUGCUCUGUGCUCUGCUGUGCUGCUCUGUGCUCUGCUGUGCUGCUCUGUGCUCUGCUGUGCUGCUCUGUGCUCUGCUGUGCUGCUCUGUGCUCUGCUGUGCUGCUCUGUGCUCUGCUGUGCUGCUCUGUGCUCUGCUGUGCUGCUCUGUGCUCUGCUGUGCUGCUCUGUGCUCUGCUGUGCUGCUCUGUGCUCUGCUGUGCUGCUCUGUGCUCUGCUGUGCUGCUCUGUGCUCUGCUGUGCUGCUCUGUGCUCUGCUGUGCUGCUCUGUGCUCUGCUGUGCUGCUCUGUGCUCUGCUGUGCUGCUCUGUGCUCUGCUGUGCUGCUCUGUGCUCUGCUGUGCUGCUCUGUGCUCUGCUGUGCUGCUCUGUGCUCUGCUGUGCUGCUCUGUGCUCUGCUGUGCUGCUCUGUGCUCUGCUGUGCUGCUCUGUGCUCUGCUGUGCUGCUCUGUGCUCUGCUGUGCUGCUCUGUGCUCUGCUGUGCUGCUCUGUGCUCUGCUGUGCUGCUCUGUGCUCUGCUGUGCUGCUCUGUGCUCUGCUGUGCUGCUCUGUGCUCUGCUGUGCUGCUCUGUGCUCUGCUGUGCUGCUCUGUGCUCUGCUGUGCUGCUCUGUGCUCUGCUGUGCUGCUCUGUGCUCUGCUGUGCUGCUCUGUGCUCUGCUGUGCUGCUCUGUGCUCUGCUGUGCUGCUCUGUGCUCUGCUGUGCUGCUCUGUGCUCUGCUGUGCUGCUCUGUGCUCUGCUGUGCUGCUCUGUGCUCUGCUGUGCUGCUCUGUGCUCUGCUGUGCUGCUCUGUGCUCUGCUGUGCUGCUCUGUGCUCUGCUGUGCUGCUCUGUGCUCUGCUGUGCUGCUCUGUGCUCUGCUGUGCUGCUCUGUGCUCUGCUGUGCUGCUCUGUGCUCUGCUGUGCUGCUCUGUGCUCUGCUGUGCUGCUCUGUGCUCUGCUGUGCUGCUCUGUGCUCUGCUGUGCUGCUCUGUGCUCUGCUGUGCUGCUCUGUGCUCUGCUGUGCUGCUCUGUGCUCUGCUGUGCUGCUCUGUGCUCUGCUGUGCUGCUCUGUGCUCUGCUGUGCUGCUCUGUGCUCUGCUGUGCUGCUCUGUGCUCUGCUGUGCUGCUCUGUGCUCUGCUGUGCUGCUCUGUGCUCUGCUGUGCUGCUCUGUGCUCUGCUGUGCUGCUCUGUGCUCUGCUGUGCUGCUCUGUGCUCUGCUGUGCUGCUCUGUGCUCUGCUGUGCUGCUCUGUGCUCUGCUGUGCUGCUCUGUGCUCUGCUGUGCUGCUCUGUGCUCUGCUGUGCUGCUCUGUGCUCUGCUGUGCUGCUCUGUGCUCUGCUGUGCUGCUCUGUGCUCUGCUGUGCUGCUCUGUGCUCUGCUGUGCUGCUCUGUGCUCUGCUGUGCUGCUCUGUGCUCUGCUGUGCUGCUCUGUGCUCUGCUGUGCUGCUCUGUGCUCUGCUGUGCUGCUCUGUGCUCUGCUGUGCUGCUCUGUGCUCUGCUGUGGAG